UCUCAGUAACGCGCGUACACGCGUUAGUUGCAUACACAAACGAGUGUUAGUGUGAAUCCCCUGUAAGGGGGAGAAAAGGACGACAUGGACGACCAUGGUUUGGGGUUCCUGGUCGUUGUGAUAGGGAUACUGGGUAGUGUUAGCGGGCAAUUUCUUAGUAAUUUUCCAGCAGAAAAUAGGACGGGUCUCUACGGAAGGCCCGAUGAUGUUAGUAGGAGUAGAUUUAGCAACAAUUACAAUAAUAAUAAUCCAGAUAAUUAUGAUGAAAACGAUUUAGAUUCAAGAUACGAUGGAGAAGACAACUAUGAUGACAGGGGUGACCAAAAUGGUAACGAGGAUGACGACGAAGAUCCCUAUGCUGUAUCGAUAAACGAGGUUGAAACCAAUCCAAACUCUAUCUCAGGAUCAGCACGAAUUGACGCCCGUUACAACUAUGGACCCACUGGUUCAUCAACUCCACGCAGUGAUCCAUAUUCUACCUCAAUUCCUCCAGAUGGUCGUACAGAUUCAUACGGUACUCGUAGAUACGAUCCACGACAAGACCCUCGUUAUGACCCAAGAUAUUAUUCGCGCAAUCAAGCGGGAGGAACAUAUAGAACUGGCUCAGCCGGUUCCAACUCAGAAUCACAACCAGAAACAGCAGUAUAUGGUUCAACUUCUGUAUCAGGAACGAAUUAUGGAGGAGCUAAUACAGAUUCUCAAUCAGGAUCUGCACAGUCAGGAUCUGGUGGUUCCACCUACCAAUCAGGAUCUUACGGUUCUAACUCACAAGCAGGAUCACAAGGUUCAGGUGUUCAAUCAGGGGGAUAUGGUUCUUCUAAUUCCCAAGCAGCUUCACAAGGCUCUGGCGUUCAAUCAGGGGGAUAUGGUUCAAGUUCUCAAUCAGGAGGAUAUGGUUCAAGUUCUCAAUCAGGAGGAUAUGGCUCAAGAUCUCAAUCAGGGGGAUACGGAUCAAAUUCGCAAUCUGGAACAUAUGGAGCAGGUUCUCAAGGCGAAUCUGGAUCUUCGCAAUACAACGAAACUAGAAAUUCUUGGCAAUCUUCCUCAAAUGCUAGAGCAGGUGGAAGAUAUGAUAGCAGUCCUUACGCUAGCAGGAGACCUUAUUCUAGUAGUUAUGAUAUUUUUGAUUCUCCUGCUGCUAGAGCCGGUAACGAUAAGUGCAUUCCAAAGUGUUUUGCAGAGAAAGGUAAUAGAGGUUUUCCGGGAGUACCUGGUCUACCAGGUGAGAAAGGUCAGAGAGGUUUUCCUGGAGGAGAAGGUAUAGCUGGAGAUAAAGGUGACAAGGGUGAAGCGGGUCCGUACGGCCCUCGAGGACCAAAGGGUGAACGUGGUAAAACAGGAGUACCAGGAUUUCCGGGACUUAAUGGAAUUCCUGGAUUACAGGGACCACCUGGAGCACCUGGAAUUCCCGGUAUGGAUGGAUGUAAUGGAACUGAUGGUCUUCCUGGUGUUGAUGGCUUUCCUGGUGAAGCUGGACCGCGUGGUUUUCCAGGUCCUAUGGGUAUCAGAGGUGAAAAGGGGGAUGCAGCUCACUGUGAAAUUACAUUGAAAGGACAGAAAGGAGAACCAGGUCGAGAUGGAGUCAGAGGUCCUAGUGGUAAUCCUGGACCCGCUGGUGGACCUGGGUUGCCAGGCCCUCAGGGUGAAACCGGAUUAGUUGGUCCUCUUGGUCCCCCAGGGCCAAAAGGUGACAAAGGUGCCCCAGGUCUAGGGUUUUUCGGUCAUAAAGGUGACAAAGGAAAUUUCGGACCUCCAGGACAAAAAGGAGAACCAGCGGAUGGACAUCAAGAACAAAAUACGACAUCUUCUGUAGGUUCCAAAGGAGAAAAAGGUUAUAAAGGAGAUCGUGGCGACUACGGUUUUCCAGGACAGAAAGGAGAACCAGGCCCAGAAGGAGAUUAUGGUUUAGCUGGUACUGUUGGUAUGAAAGGAGAAAAAGGUUUAUCGGGCUCACCUGGACCUAGAGGAAGAGAUGGUUAUGCUGGACCGCCAGGUCCUCCAGGACAAAAAGGAGAUAGAGGAUUAGCAGGUAUACCAGGAUUAUCAGGAAAACCAGGAUUGAAAGGAGAACCCGGCAGAGACGGACCACCUGGUCAUAUCGGUUUAACAGGACCGCCGGGUCCACCUGGCGGAGGAAAAGGAUUCCCUGGGAGACCGGGCCCUCAAGGACCUCGAGGUUAUCCUGGUCCUGUGGGUCCAAAAGGUAUGGACGGUUUUCCUGGAGAACCUGGCCCACGAGGUCCUCAAGGACCCGUAGGAGGUCCAGGUCAACCAGGUACGCCGGGUCCAGAAGGAGCCGCUGGCGAGAAAGGAGAAGCAGGAGAACCGGGAUCUAUUGGUUUUCCUGGUCAUGACGGACCAACAGGAUAUCCGGGUCCUAUUGGACCACAAGGACAACGAGGACCAACAGGAGAAAAAGGGGCAACAAUUAUCGGACCAAAAGGAGAAGAUGGAGAACCAGGCCGAGACGGCCAAAAAGGUCAAAAGGGAGAAAAAGGUUUCGGUGGACCACGGGGUAUCCCUGGAGAUUCUCUUAGUGGAAUACCAGGUAUGACAGGACCUCCAGGACCCCUAGGAGAGAAAGGAAAUCCAGGACGCCCUGGAAUUCCCGGAACUCCCGGUACACCCGGAUACAAGGGAGAUAGAGGAGGCCAAUGUAUUGAUUGCUUGCCUGGAUUGAAGGGAGACAAGGGGGAUAGAGGUUUAGAUGGAAGAGAUGGGCCAGUUGGACCGAGAGGUCCACCAGGACCACCAGGUUAUCAAGGAUUAGCCGGUCAUGAUGGACUUCCCGGUAGAGAUGGCCCUCCUGGUAAACCAGGUGUGCCUGGCAAAGAUGGUAUCCCAGGAUUGCAGGGACAACCAGGAUUAAAUGCACAAGUACCUGGUGAUUUAGUGAAAGCUGAAAAAGGAGACAAAGGUUUUAGAGGCAGAGAUGGUCCACAAGGCCCACAAGGUCUUCCAGGUCGUCCUGGUUCAAAGGGAGAUCAAGGAUUUAUGGGACGUGCUGGAGAAAAAGGAGAAAGGGGUUACGUUGGAUUCCCUGGACUAGACGGUAAAAACGGAGAACCUGGAAUACCUGGAAAUAAAGGUCAACUAGGCGAAAGCGUCAAAGGAGAACAAGGUUAUCCUGGAUUGAAGGGUGACAAAGGAGAAGCAGGUAUAUCAGGAGAACGUGGCCCUUCAGGUGAACCUGGAAGAUGCCCAGAAAAUUUGGUAGACAGAAUGAAAGGUAACAAGGGUAUAAUGGGACAGAAAGGAGACAGAGGGUAUAAUGGACGAGAUGGUGGAAGAGGAGAUAAGGGAGAUCAGGGAAAUCCUGGUCCCAUGGGACCAGAGGGACAAACAGGUCCACCCGGGCCAGUUGGUCGUAGAGGUUUACCAGGUCCUCGUGGUGACAAAGGAGAACGUGGUCCAUUAGGUUUCCCGGGUGAGCCCGGUAGGGAUGGUACAUCUGGAUUACCUGGUUUAUCCGGUGGCAAAGGAACUAAGGGAGAAGCUGGUAUACCAUCAGUCGGUCCUCCUGGCCCCCCUGGACCUAUGGGACCAAUCGGAGAAAAGGGAUUACCAGGUUUUCCUGGUAAACCAGGUCCUCCAGGUAAUGAUGGAUUCACUGGUUUGAUGGGAGAAAAAGGAGACAUUGGAUUCCCAGGACAAAAUGGUUUAACAGGACCGCCAGGAGAAAAAGGAGACGCUGGCCCACUUGGUCCACCAGGUUUAGACGGAGCACCAGGCAGACCAGGACCAAUGGGACCUAAAGGAGAGUGGGGAUUGAGAGGAGAACAAGGAAGACCGGGAUUAGCAGGAUUCCCUGGUAUGAAAGGAGAAGGCGGAAUUCCAGGAGCACCAGGACCUAAAGGUUUUAAGGGAUUGAUUGGAAGGCCGGGAUCACCCGGAGCCCCAGGAAUGGAUGGUAUGCCGGGACGAAUCGGCGAAAAAGGAGAUCGAGGCUAUCCCGGUCCUUUGGGUCCCCAAGGUCUUAUUGGAAUGCCAGGGGAAGCGGGAUUACCAGGUGAAAAAGGAGACCUCGGACCAUUUGGUCCUCCAGGACUUCCCGGACCCCCAGGUCCUCAUGGUAUAAAGGGAGUAGAAGGCCGUCCUGGAAAUCUAGGAAGAAAAGGAGAACCGGGUACAGCAUCUGAAAAAGGACAAAAAGGAGAACACGGUAUACCUGGAUUGAGAGGAGCUGAAGGACUACCUGGACAGCAAGGUUACAUUGGUCAAAAAGGAGACGCUGGGCUACCAGGAAUAACAAUACCUGGGGCGCCUGGAGAGAAAGGCACACCCGGUCCAUCCGGUAUAGAUGGGUUACCAGGAAUUCAAGGAAUUAAAGGCGACAGAGGACAACCCGGUUUCCCUGGAGUAAAAGGAGAUAGAGGUUACCCUGGAGAUAGAGGUCCACCAGGAAUGGAUGGAUUACCAGGACAACCAGGAGAAAAGGGUGACCGAGGUUUUACUGGAGCUGCGGGCUUCGCAGGCGAAAAAGGAGAUAAAGGUUUUGCUGGUAUCGACGGAUACGAAGGACAAAAAGGAGAAUUGGGACGCCCUGGUGCGCCUGGUCCUGUUGGUAUUCCAGGCGAAAAGGGAGAUUUCGGCGAAAGAGGUCCACCAGGUCCUUUAAUUCAAAUUAAGGGAGACAAAGGAGAACCUGGUCCAUUCGGUCUUGAAGGUAGACAAGGAGAAAAAGGUGAUCGAGGUUUUGCUGGGGCUGCAGGCUUACAAGGACUAAAGGGAGAUGUAGGAUUCCCAGGAAUUAAAGGCGAUAGAGGAGUAGAUGGUUCACCUGGUCAUGAAGGCGAAAGAGGCUUCGCUGGUCCUGCAGGUUUACCAGGAUUAACAACAAAAGGUGAAAAAGGUCUACCAGGAAUACCCGGAAAGAAUGGAAGAGAAGGACUUCAGGGACAAUUAGGUGAAAAAGGCGAACGUGGUCUUCAAGGUUUACCAGGAAGAACAGGACCUCCUGGACCUCCUGGACCGCUUGGUUUACAAGGACCAAAAGGAGACAGAGGAUUCGAUGGCAGCCCAGGACCUGUUGGACCAAUAGGGCCACCGGGUCAACCAGGAAUUGAAGGACUUCCAGGUGGUAGAGGAGAAAAGGGAGAUCGAGGAGAACCUGGAUUUGUAGGAGCACCAGGACAAAAAGGAGAUCGGGGUUUGACAGGAUUACAAGGCACACCAGGUUAUCCAGGAGAAAAAGGUGAUAGAGGUUUCGACGGCCGAAAUGGAAUUAGCGGUCCUAUGGGACCCCCUGGUCUCAAAGGAGAUGCUGGAUUAAAUGGGCAACCUGGAAGUCCGGGAGUCUCAGGACCUAAAGGACAAAAGGGUGAACCGGCACCUCAGGGCUUCCCUGGUCUAAAAGGAGAACGAGGACCUCCAGGUAAUCCGGGUAUUCCUGGAGAAAGAGGACCAGCAGGGUUUGAUGGUAUUCCCGGAGCACCAGGGUUAAAGGGAGAUAAAGGUGACAGAGGCUUCCCCGGAAUUGCUGGAACGCCUGGUUUCCCAGGAGAAAAAGGGGAUAUUGGUAUAGAAGGUCAAGCAGGUCUUCAAGGAGAAAUCGGUGAUCUUGGACCUAAAGGAGAACCAGGUGCCGCUUGCGUGGACAUACCAGAUUAUCUCACCGGCUCACUCCUCGUCAGACACAGUCAAAGCAAAGAGAUACCACGAUGUGAAAAUGGCCACAUUAGAUUGUGGGAGGGAUACUCUUUACUUUAUGUAGAAGGAAAUGAAAAAGCACAUACACAAGAUUUGGGUUACGCAGGUUCCUGCAUCAGGAAGUUCUCUACUAUGCCAUUUGUAUUCUGUGAUGUUAACAACGUUUGUAACUACGCUAGCCGUAACGACAAAUCUUAUUGGCUGUCUACAAGCGCAGCUAUCCCAAUGAUGCCCGUAGAAGAAUCUCAGAUAGAAGAAUAUAUCUCGAGAUGUGUGGUAUGCGAAGCACCUGCCAAUGUGAUUGCUGUCCACAGUCAGUCAUUAGCUUUACCAGAUUGUCCAUAUGGUUGGAGCUCUCUAUGGAUAGGUUACAGUUUUGUUAUGCAUACUGCCGCUGGAGCUGAAGGAGGUGGUCAAUCGCUCUCCAGUCCUGGAUCAUGUCUCGAAGACUUCAGAGCAACACCGUUUAUUGAAUGUAAUGGAGCUCAAGGUUCUUGCCACUAUUUCUCCAACACUCUCAGUUUCUGGUUAGCAACCAUCGACACCAACCAACAGUUCCAGAAACCUCAGAAACAAACACUAAAAGCCGGAAAUGUCAGAGACAGAAUUGGUAGAUGCCAAGUCUGUAUAAGGAAUACGUAAUUUUUUUCACAUCCGAUUUAGGAAAUAAAGUUAAAAAAUUUAUUUAGAUGUCUAAUUUACAAGCAAUUUUACUAAUCAAUACUACUUUUUUUUAUAAUUCAUGAGAUAUUAAAGUGAAUGUGUAAUUAUUUAAUGUAAGACAUGUUUGGUUUGUCCAAGGAACACAGACUUAUUUAUAUACUAAUUUCCGUUGUUUGUAAAGUUUUUUUUAUCAAAAUCGACGACAGUAGUGUUGACAUUUAAAAUGCUGUAAAAAAGACAUCGACUAUGUGUUCCUGUCAGAUUCGAUAAUUGAUUAUCUGUCGUGAUACAAAAUUGGAAUUCGAUAAUCAAGUAGGAGUCUGCACAAUUUGUAUAGUAAGCUUUGUAACUUUCCUUAAUACUGCCGUGCCAUGUUUUUGUAUAACAAAAUAGCAUGUAAAGAUUUUUGUAUAGAAUAUAGAUAUAAGUUAUGUAUAUGAAUUUACCGUAAAGCAAUUACUCAAAAAAAUGACCAAACGAAUUAAUUCAUAUCAAGUUAAAAUUAUCUUUAAAAGAUAUGUUAUUAAAAACUAAAAUGGUGCUAGAUUACUUCUAAAAUAAUUUAUAUUGUGCUUUUAAGAACAUUUUUUUUUCUCUGACAUUUAUUAAUAAAAUUUAUUCGGUUACAUAUAAGCUCUAGUCAACUGCGCAGAAAAAAGUAAUUGCAAUGUGCCUUCUUCACUGCCAUUUGUAAAAUAUAUAAUUAUUUUAUCAACAAAGUUUUUCAUUUUCUGCGAUAUGUUUCCCGAGGUAAGUUUUUCAAAUGUUUACACCAAUGUACUUUAC
Messenger RNA from Psylliodes chrysocephalus, 7098 nucleotides. NCBI's taxonomy places the organism in Eukaryota, Metazoa, Arthropoda, Insecta, Coleoptera, Chrysomelidae. The record is from the annotation of a GenBank genome assembly.